AUGACUACUACUCCUUACAAAAUCGCUUCCCCAUUCAAGAUCGCCAUUAUCGGCUCCGGUAACUGGGGCACUGCUGUGGCCAAGCUCGUCGCUGAGAACUGUGCUGAGAAGCCAGAAAUCUUCCAGAAGGAUGUUAACAUGUGGGUUUUCGAAGAACAGGUUGACGGUAAGAAUUUGACGGAGAUCAUUAACACCGAACAUGAGAACGUCAAGUAUUUGCCAGGAAUUAAGUUGCCAGAAAACUUGGUUGCCAACCCAGACAUUGUGGAAACCGUUAAGGAUGCUGAUCUCUUGAUUUUCAACAUUCCUCAUCAGUUCUUGCCUAGAAUUUGCAAGCAAUUAGUCGGAAAGGUUUCACCUACUGCCAGAGCUAUCUCCUGUCUUAAGGGUUUGGAGGUGGAUGCUAGUGGCUGCAAGUUGUUAUCGCAGUCCAUCACUGACACCUUGGGCAUCUACUGUGGUGCCUUGUCGGGUGCCAACAUUGCCAACGAGGUUGCUAAAGGUAGAUGGUCUGAGACCUCCAUUGCAUACAAUGUUCCUUCCGACUUCAGAGGUGAAGGUAAGGACAUUGAUGAGUACAUCUUGAAGGAGGCCUUCCACAGAACAUACUUCCACGUCAGAGUGAUUCAGGAUGUUAUUGGAGCUUCUAUUGCCGGAGCUUUAAAAAAUGUUGUCGCAUGCGCUGCUGGAUUUGUCGAGGGUGCCGGUUGGGGUGACAAUGCUAAGGCUGCCAUCAUGAGAAUUGGUAUCAAGGAAAUCAUUCACUUUGCAUCGUACUGGGAGAAGUUUGGAAUCAAGGGCUUGAGUGCACCUGAGUCCACCACCUUCACCGAGGAGUCUGCUGGUGUUGCUGACUUGAUCACCACCUGUUCUGGAGGUAGAAACGUUAAGGUUGCUCGUUACAUGAUUGAGAACAAGGUCGAUGCAUGGGAGGCCGAGAAGAAGUUGUUAAACGGCCAAUCCUCUCAAGGAAUCAUCACUGCCAAGGAGGUUCAUGAAUUGUUGGAGAACUACAACUUGCAGGCCGAGUUCCCAUUGUUUGAAGCAACCUACGACAUUAUCUACAACAAUGCCGACAUCAACGAGUGGCCAGUCCUCUUGGAGAGAGAUUAA
Sungouiella intermedia is the source of this 1113-nucleotide messenger RNA. The record is from the annotation of a GenBank genome assembly. Lineage: Eukaryota; Fungi; Ascomycota; Pichiomycetes; Serinales; Metschnikowiaceae.